AUGUUAUCAUUGUUUCCAGAUCAAGUAGGUUAUAACUACAGUCAAGAUAUCACUGUAUUAUUGGUAUCAUCAGUUCAAACAUCAGCAUCAAUCGUCUACACAUCACCUUAUGCAGGACAGUUCAAGUCCAAUGUCCGUGUCAACUCAGUUGUAGCCUAUCCCUCAGAGUCAUACAAACAGUUGGACUAUACUAAUAUGAAGGUAGACUUCUUUGUCAACUCGACCGGACUCAGCUACAUAGUCAACAACCUUACAGAAUGUAACACUGUCGUCAAGAGAGUACUCGGAUCACCAAGCACCUCAGUCCUAUCCUACUACUUUCAUAUGAUAUACCGUCCGGUGGAGAUUGAAGUCCAACAAGUCAACUCCAGUCUCAAGACCACUUCUUCAUUUUCUUGGUCCAAUGAUAAGUUCCCUGAUGUUACCACAGUUCCUUUGAAUAUCCAGUUCAAGGAGACGGUUUCAAGUUUUGUGACUACUGUUAUUGAUGCUUCGUUGAACACUUUCAAGUCUCAUCAGAUAUCGGGAGUAAAUGAGAUUCAGAAGACAUACGUCUCGUAUCCAUUCGGCUUCAAGUCCAACUCCAACCCAUCAUCACUCACCUUUGAAGCUGUAUUCUCCAUGAAUGAGUACCGCCUUCCCAACACCUCAAUCUCGAUCUACAGACCUCAAGUUGACUAUGCAUCCUUGGAAACCGCUUAUGGCAACACCACCAGCAUCGAUGAUCUACCUCCAAGUUUGAUCAAUCUAAACUUUGUAGCGAUUGACCCAUUCACAUACUUGGUACAAGCAGAGGUGAAUGAUUCAAUGAGUAGAGUAGCAACUUUGAUGUUGUAUUAUGGCAGAGAAACAAUUGAUACGAUAUUAUUGACAUCUGCCGAUGUUGUUGGUGGUGGUGGAGAUAACAACAAUCAUGUAUUCUGGGAGUCCAUUGUAACUAUCAACAGUAGGAGCACCAACUAUAUACCAAGACCACGUGAAGUCCAUCUAUUUGACUAUACAGGCAAUCAGAUGGCUUCAUUAAGCAACUUUGGCCGAGUAUACUCCUUGAUCUACAAUGCCAACUUCAAGACCAUUAACAGUCCAGGUUUACCCAUCACUAUUGACAUGAUCACUACAUUCAAGUUUGAUAAGUAUGUGAUGGAUGUAUCGAGUGGAUCAGUGAACAACAGGUUGUUAUUCAAUAUGUCAAAGAUUGUGUAUAGUUGGAAACCAGAGUUGGUCUUUGGUGAUGAUUUACAGAAUCCAAUGUAUCGUGCUCGUGGUAAAUAUGACUACAGUCUUCAGUUGUAUGUCAUACCAUUCACAGUGCCAGCCAGGACGUUCACAACCUCCAUGAACUACUUCAUUGAUUGUCGACCAGAGCACCUCGACAUUGCCUUCUUCAAUCUCAAAUUCCCCAACACCUCCACAGUCCAGAUCAUCUCAACAUAUGGUGAUGAACUUCCACCGAUGAUCACCAAGAUAUUGGCUUUCCCAAACAAGACAGUUGAUAUAUCAAAGGGUACUUCUACUUUGAUUGGAUGGGACCUGACAAUUGAGGAUGUACCAAAUGGAUUCAGCAAGGGAGUGUUCAACAUCAGUAGUAAUACCGAUGGUCAAUACCGAGUGAUCACAAUUGGUAAUGAACAAUUAGUUAAUGGAGUCUAUCAACUUAGAUUCAACGUAUCAAUGUGGUUGAGAACACAAACAUUCACCAUCCAAGACAUCCUACUCAUUGACACUUCAAACAACACUGGUCGAUACCACAAAGACUACUUUGUUGGCCCUGACAACCUCAUGUCCUCCAUCAACCCACUUGGAAAGGUGAUGGGAUCUCCAGAGCUAAACCUCACAAUCAUCAGCAACACUGGAGCAGUGACAGCACCUCAAGUAGUUAGUGUUCAGUUGUCUAGGACUAGUGUGGAUGUUGGAUCAAGUGAUAGGUCAGUCGGUAUAACGUUCACAGUUGAUUGUGGAACCUAUGCCUAUGCAUUCGAUCAUUCGCCAAUGGUAUACUUCACAUCAUCAUUCGAUCAGAUUACUGGAUGUACUGCUACAUUAUUUUCGGAUGAUCAAGUCAAUGUGAUCAUAUUCCAAGCCAAUUGUACACUGCCAUAUUCAUUUGGAUGGCCAUCACGUGUAGCCUAUCUCUCCAUUCAUGGACUUAUGAAUAUUGCCGGAUACAUGUCUGGAUUCUCGAACCAAGCACUUCCCAAUAACAACGUCACAAGAUUGGACAUCUCAUUCUCACAAACAACACCCAUCAUUGAGAGAUAUUUGGUUUCACCUGGAUCAGUGACUAUCAUUGGAAGGAACUUUGGUCUUGCACCUGGUUUGGUCAAAGGUGCACUGGACUUUGGUAAAUCAGUUGGUAUGCCAUUGGGCAUAUUGCCAUCAAUCCAAUCAGGUUCAAUGUUGAUCAUUGAAAGUGGGUACAUCAUGGCCAAGCCAUUCAAUAUCACAAUCAAAAACCUUGGUAUUUCAUCAAACAUGAUCCAAGUCAACGACCUACUUCCAACUAAUAGCAGUGGUGGCAAUGGAGGUGGUAGCAGUGGCAGUGGCGAUACCAAUGGUAACUCUACACAGCCAACGGUUACGUGUCCAGGCUCCCCACCUUGCUCCAAUAAUGGCGUGUGUAGUCCUACUCAGGGAUGUCAAUGUGUGAGUGGAUGGUAUGGCGAGGACUGUCUUUCAAAGGUGACCGACUCUGUGCCAACAUAUCAAGAUGAUCAACCAGAGACAACUAUUGUCGACAACAAGACAUCUACCAUCUCGACGAUCGAUGUUGUCAAAUUGAAAGAGUUUGACAAUGUUGGAAACAUGGUCGAUCAGAUGGGUGGUGGACUGGUCGUUGUCAAUGUCCAGUGGUUUGAUCAGGACACCGAUAUCCUCUUUGCUGGCGACACCAUCCACAUGAAGAAGUCAACGUUGAAGUACACAAUCAACUUGUCCAACUACACAUUCAAAUCAACGUUGAACACACUUCAGGUCAUAAUGCGUGUGGCCAUCAGUGGACCUGACAGCAACACUUGCACACAACAAAGUGUUGGCAACAUUGACGGCGAGGACAACAGUCUAUAUUGGAUGCGUCUGAGGGUCAAUGACGUCAGCUUGUACGGACACUUCAUCCAGCGUGCAUUAGUUGAUAAUAGGACACAUAUUAUAUCAAAUGUAUUGUUGGAUUCAUCUGAGCAACAAUCAAACAAUCAGGAACAGGCAACAAUGAUAGGUAUCAAUGUACCUCAUUUUGAUCAUCAAGUUACACUGGACCCCGAUUUUCAAUUAUUGAUCGAUACUGAUGGCAAUGGCAGUGGUACAUGUGGAUCAAGAUCAAAGUCAUUAUCAACCAAUGCUUUGAUAGGUAUCAUUGUUGGCGUGGCAAUAAUAACAACUGCCAUAGUUGUAGCUAUUGUGAUGUGGAGACUUAAGAAACAUAAAGAUAUCAGACACGAGAAACAGAUGCAAAUCAAACUUCAAAAGUUGACAUCAUAA
Acytostelium subglobosum LB1 is the source of this 3474-nucleotide messenger RNA. RefSeq lists its product as hypothetical. The transcript is spliced from 8 exons. The coding region runs from base 1 to 3474 and encodes 1157 amino acids. The record is from RefSeq and is a predicted model, not a curated record. Lineage: Eukaryota; Evosea; Eumycetozoa; Acytosteliales; Acytosteliaceae. Gene Ontology annotation, biological process: sexual reproduction.